This is a messenger RNA of Drosophila nasuta, 5338 nucleotides long. It is a transcript of the gene MnM, whose product is annotated as myomesin and myosin binding protein. Bases 319 to 4629 code for a protein of 1436 amino acids. The record is from RefSeq and is a predicted model, not a curated record. The transcript is spliced from 3 exons. Lineage: Eukaryota; Metazoa; Arthropoda; Insecta; Diptera; Drosophilidae. Gene Ontology annotation, molecular function: protein binding.
CGUUGACAUUUCUUAGCGCCCAAAGCUUAUUUUGUGUGGAAUGUCUUGGCUAAUACUGACGAACGGAUUAUUUAACGCUCCGUAAAAAUGGCUGCAACGAUUGCAAGUCAAAACUGCAGACUUCGAAAAAUACAUUGUUAAACUGAAAGUUAAUUAGAAAAACAAAGAAAACGCAUUCGAAAAAGUAUUGAAAACGAAUUGUAUCGACGCGAAUACGCGAAGUAUUGAGUGCGUAAAGUUGAAGGCGGCUGCCUAUAUAUAGAAACUUCUAUAUAUGCACAGAUAAUUGCAAAUAGGUUAAAUAUUUAGUAUACGGAUAUGGGCAAUCAACCGGGUAAACUGCAGACAGUACAAACUGGACGGCCCAAAAAGAAUGUGCAUUGGAAAUCGGCAGAACGACCCUCGCCACCGGGUCGUCCGAUACUGACGCCACAGGCGCUCUCAGAGCAGCAGCCCGAUGUUGUCAACUUGCGUUGGGAUCGCCCGCUGCUGGACGGUGGCUCUCCCAUCACUGGCUAUACGGUUGAACAGCGUCGCGUUGGUUCACCGCAUUGGGUGCGUGCCACGCCCACUCCAAUCGAUCGCUGUGAGAUCCAAAUCAGCGGAUUGGAGCCGGGCUGGCGAUACGAAUUUCGUUGCUUUGCCGAGAACAUUGUUGGACGCUCUGAUGCCAGUGAAUUGUCCGAUCCAUUGACUGUGACUCUGCAAAGGAAUGCGAUUAGUGUACCUCGUUUCGUUGAGGAGCUGGUGGAUAUGAAUGCCGUAGAGGAUGAACGCAUUGAGUUCCGUGUGCGCGUUCUCGGUGAACCACCGCCGGAGAUCAACUGGUUCAAGGAUGGCUACGAGAUCUUCAGCAGUCGCCGCACUAAAAUAGUCAAUGAACAUGAUGCCAGCGUACUCAUCAUACACCAGGUGGCGCUAACCGAUGAAGGCGAGAUCAAAUGCUCGGCCACCAAUCGAGCUGGCCAUGUGGUCACCAAGAGUCGUCUUCUGGUGCAGGCGCCACCCAAGAUCCGUCUGCCACGCACUUACGAGGAUGGCCUUAUUGUCGAGGCCGAGGAAGUGGUGCGUCUCAAGGUGGGCGUAGCUGGUCAGCCACCGCCAGCCAUUACUUGGCUGCAUGAGGGUGAAGUUAUUGUACCUGGCGAUCGAUUUGAGGUGUCCAACACGGAGAAGAACUCACUGCUAAAGAUCGACAAUGUACAGCGGGCAGAUCGUGGUGAGUACAUGGUGCGUGCCUGGAACAAGCUGGGCGAGGAUAUUGCCUCCUUUUUGGUCACGGUGACUGCACGACCGAAUGCGCCUGGUACUCCAAAGCUUAACAUGUCCUUUGGCAAGUCGGCCACGCUGUCGUGGACUGCACCCUUGGAUGAUGGUGGCUGCAAGAUUGGCAACUACAUUGUCGAGUAUUUUCGCAUUGGAUGGAACGUGUGGUUGAAGGCGGCGACGACGCGUGCUCUAAGCACCACACUCCACGAUCUGAUCGAGGGAUCUGAGUACAAGUUCCGUGUUAAGGCGGAAAAUCCUUAUGGACUCAGUGAGCCUUCGCAGGAGUCGGAGCUGCUCUUCAUACCGGAUCCCAAGCGUGGUAUCACCAAACCCAAAUCGGCUACACGAAUUGCCGGCGAUGAAAAGGACAGAGAUAAAGAAAAGGACAAAGGAAAACCGGUGCCUCCAAGACGUAAGACGUUGUCGCCACCGCGUCCACAUGCGGAUGCUGCGACUAGCAUGUCUGCAUCGCCCAAGCAAUCUCCAAGGGGAUCACGAAAACCGACUCCACAGUUGAUCGAUAGUGAGCAACUGCGUCACGAAAUGUCUUACGGUACUUCAGAUCAGGCGCUUAAGAUGACUGUGCGCAAGAGUCCCUCAUUAAGCAGCGCAGACUCAACUGCAGCUCAUAGCAGCCGACCUGGCUCCAAUCCUAAACUCAAUUUAACGCUAAUUACCACAACAGCUUUGGUGGAUAAAGUGGAGCUGGAACAGGUACAGCCUAAGCCAUUAAGGUCCCCAACAGCAACGUCACCGCUAAAAUUGUUCAACCCGAAACCCGCAGUCCAAAAGGAUAAAUCCCCAGGACGUCCAGCGGCAACCAAGCCUCCGCCAUUGUCACAGCCACCUCAAGCAAAACCAGAGCUUUCACCACGUCAGCCUACGCCACUGCGAAAGAGUCCUACGCCACCGGAACCCAUUAAAUCUACGCCUGCCCUGCAGCGUAGUGCUGAACCCGUCACGUUGGGCGUUAAUCAAAAUGUCAGACGUUUCUCGGGCCACGCACUGAGUCCAGCCAAACAUGUGCCGGCGCUGGCCAUUGCUAUAGCCACCACUGCCAAAGUGAGCGAAAAAUUGCCGACAAUUGAGAUUAGUGCUCCACCAGUUCAAUCCCCCGCUCCCGAGUCCCUGGUGCCGGAAACUCCCACAUCGGAGCCAACGCCACCAGUGACGAAGAUGCGACCACAAAAACCAGCAGAUAAACACGACGAGGUCCACACCAGCAACGAGUUUAUGUUGGUGGUCUUCGACAAGAACAGCAAGGUCAAGGACAAAGAUAAGCAAGAUUCCUUCGAGCUGGAACUAGAGGACGCUAUACAACCGCCACCGAUUUCGAUAUCUGCACCCGAUUUGGCCUUCUUGGAGUUUACUAACUUGCACACGACCUUCCCGCUGCGUCGUUCUGUAAGCUCUACGGAGCUGCUCUACGAACGUGCCAUGGCCCGAUUCUAUGAGGCUGUUGAACUGGAACAGGCAUCCAAAACGAAGGGCAAGACAACGGCACCAACACGUGAGAAGGUAACACCACAAGUUAGCGCUCCAGCGCCGACAGCGACGUUCCGUAAGCGCUUGGGUUCCAUGACUGAAGCGGAGCGCGCAUCCUUUGAGCGGCGAAGCGAACUGCGUCGUCAAUCGGCGGACAUGGUGCCAAUGGGACGUAAAUGGGACUCGCGAGAGGACAUUAAUGUAGGUAACACAAAGAACCUCACACGCGCCACAACGGCAUUCCUGUUAUCCGAGCAGCAAAAAGACAGCCGCGAGGAGGAGCAAGAACAAGAACUGGAGGAGGAUGAGGAUCGAACGGAGAGCACAGCCGAAGAUAGUGAGGAAAUGGAGGACAUGGACGAGGAACAGCGACAGGGCUACGAUCUAGGCUCCGACUACACUGAGAGCACAGCGUCGUCAGAGCAGGACUCAAUUGAACAAUUUAAGAGGGAGUUGUUGGCACGCACACGUUCGCCCAGUCCCCGAGACUUGGAGACCUAUCAUCCACGUAACAUGGGUGCCGGAACCUUCACGCCUUACCGAGCUCCGACCCCUGAACAAGCAGCCGUUGUGCUCACCCGUCCAAUGCCGUUGCCAAGUCCUGAUUUUGUGCCAAAGCCUAUAUUGAAGCGCUCCUCUAACGAGCACAUGGAACAGUCUGCUAGUCAGCCCAAUAGUCCCACACCAGAUGGAAAUGGAAACUCGAACACUAACAUCCCACCCAGCUUUGCUCCUGCGCCUAAUGCCAGUAAUCUGAAACUUGAUCUGGCGAAGGGCAUCAAGUCGUUCUUUAAUAGGGAUAAACGCACUGCUACCGAGAAGAAUACCGAGGCCAAUGAGGAGAUAUCCAAUCCGCUGGAGAAAACAAAUGCGGCAGCAAUUGCUGCAGACCUCGAGACAAAACGCAAAGCCAAAGAAGAGGAAGAAUUGCGUCGCCAGGAAGAGCAACGUCUGAUGCAGGAGGAGGCACAUGCUGCCGUUGAUCACUACAGCGAUCUGGUACGUCAGGUGAGCAGCACCCACAAAUAUCAUACGCCCCUCUACCUCGACCGUGAUGAACUAAAACGAGCCGCUGCCCGAGCUGGUGAUGAUGAGGACGAUGAUGCUGGUGCCGCCGAGGAGCAUCAACAACGACGUGCCCAAAGUCCCGAUCACGAUGAUAUGUUGCUGGCACCGCCGACUGCCGGCCGGGAACGUCGUCUAUCCAUAACGGAACGAGAACAGCUUGUCCAUGUACGUGAUAUGGCCAGCAGACAUGCGAUGCACAACGUAAGCAAAACGCCUGAGACGCCUGCGAGCGAUCAAGCACAACUAGAGGAGCCAGAAUACCCCACGGUGUUGGUGGUGCCGCCGCCCAAGUUAAAGAAAAAGCACGCUGAUGAUGCGGAUGCCGUAAACGAAAAUGUAAUGAGCGAAAUUGUUGAAGCGCGUCCCGAUGCACGAGGGCGCACCCGCCUGGUAAAGGUCAAACGGGUAAUUAAACGACGUGUGCCCUCAAGCACACGAUCCCGCGAUGCCUCACUUAGCAGACCACCACCACUGUCCACAGUGGGCAACAGCAUCGUACCCAUGGAUCGAGCUUCGCAAACAGCACUGCUUCUCUCCGCUGUGGAUCGUGAGCUCCUGGAGAAGGCGGCCACGUUGGCGCUGAUGCAGUCGCGAUCUGAAGAGCAAGCCCAUGAGAAGGUGCGCUCUGCGCUCAGCUACUCAACGGAUUUGGUGCUCUUCCUGGUCGCUUGCUAUGUGUAUCUCUUCAAGGACGCACGCCUUGUACUGCCGAUUCUCGCCCUAAUGAUAUAUCGACAGUUGGGCGAGGCUCUGCGGGGUUACAUACCGAGCUGGCUGCGUCGCAAGGGCAACGACGAAGGCACCUAAGAGAUCCGAUCCUGAGUUCGCAAUGCGUUUAUCAGUUAAGUUAGUUCUUAUCAAUCAAUUUAACGACUUGUAUACAACUCUUGUACGUAUUUUAAGCUUAAGUUCUACAAGUUCUGCUCUACGACGAACUUUUUCUAUGAAUAACCCUACGUUUACGGUCCUCAACAAAAUGAAUAGUUAACCGAUCCAACAGAUAUGCAUUAAGUAUUUGCUAAUUUUUUCUAAGUCCGGUUAAGAUUUGUUGAUAUCCAAAAACUGCAAUUUUCAUUGUCCGAUAAAAAAGAGUUUCCCAAUUAUAAUUUUAGCUUUUCCGAAUAUAGAACCAUAUCUGUUCGUAUUAGACUGAUAAUAGAGACUUAUUCUUUAUUUUAUUUAUGUAUUCAAGCUGAAUAUACUUUUUUCUUUCGAUUUUCAAUAACAUAAAUUAUUUAUUUGUCCGAUUGAUUUUACCGUUGUAAUCAAGCUUAAAGUGCAUCCCUAUUUCUGUAACAUUAAACUUAAUAAUCAUAUGUUUAUUUGCUUUGGAUAUCGGUUAUCUAUAUAUAUAUUUCUACGUCUUAUUUAAGGUCGCUUUCGUUGUGUGUUUGUGUCUAGAAUUUAAUGUUAUACUUAUUUACUACAUAUAUCGUAUUGUGUUCGUUUGAGGUUUAUUCGUCGGUCUUCUGGAUUGUUGCUCAUUUACUUUGGAGAAUAAAGCACACAAAAACAA